This is a messenger RNA of Kluyveromyces lactis, 1290 nucleotides long. RefSeq names its product Lem3p (gene LEM3). Gene Ontology annotation, cellular component: Golgi apparatus; endoplasmic reticulum; plasma membrane. The record is from RefSeq and is a predicted model, not a curated record. NCBI's taxonomy places the organism in Eukaryota, Fungi, Ascomycota, Saccharomycetes, Saccharomycetales, Saccharomycetaceae. The transcript has a single exon. The coding region runs from base 1 to 1290 and encodes 429 amino acids.
AUGACAGCGUUGAAGAAUAUAGGGAAAAGUGUAACUGGAGUCUUUCAUAGACGUGGUAAAGAUGGAAAGUCUACAGAAGAUGAAAAUGGACUCAAUACGAUGGUAGAAUUGGAAGAUGAUGUGGACGCAUCCGAAUUUGAAGAUGAUGAAAAUGAAGUAGUCAAGAAGCCUAAAUCCAGAAGACCAAAGGAGACGAAAUUUACACAACAGAAAAUAGCAUCUUUCAAUCCAGUGCUAACACCCAAGAAAGUGCUUCCCAUCUAUUUCUUCCUCGGAGCGCUUUUCCUAAUUUUUGGUGGUGUCAUGCUCAAUAAUGCAAGACAUGUCGAUGAGAUAUUCGUGUUCUACCAAGACUGUGAUACGAACGCGCCAACGGAUGAUUUCGCAGACGUACCGGAUGACCAUUACAAAUACAUUUUCCACAAGGCUUAUAAUAAAGACGAUUUACCUGUUCCUCAAUGGAAGUACGUACCAGAUUCAGAUCCAGAUCCAGAGGAAUUGCAGACCGGUACCUGUCAAUUAAGAUAUUCAACUCCUUAUUCAUUAGAGGGUCCUUUGUAUAUAUACUACUACAUUGAAAACUUCUUUGGAAACCACAGAAGAUACGUGUUGUCCUUUAGUGAAUUCCAGAUCAUCGGUGACAAGGCUACCUUAGGCCAAGUCAAAGAUAAUAUCGGUAUCAACUGUAAACCCUUAGUGAGAGAUAGUGCAGGAAAAAUUUACUACCCAUGUGGUCUAAUAGCCAAUGCAAUGUUUAAUGACACUUUUCCUGAUACAAUGCAAGUGAUCUCAGAGGAUAGUGGAGACCAAGUGGAUACUAUUGAAUUGAGUAACAAAAAUAUCAAUUGGUCAACUGAUAAAGACCGUUAUAAGAAAACGAAAUAUUCACCUUCCGAAGUUGUUCCUCCACCUUACUGGAAAAAGCAAUUCCCAGACGGUUAUAAUGAUACAAAUAUGCCGGACAUUCAUGAAUGGGAAGAGUUUCAAAAUUGGAUGAGAACACCUGCUUUCUCGAAGUUCUCAAGGUUAAUCAGACGUUCUGCAAACUCACUUCCACAAGGUCAAUAUCAACUUGAUAUAGAUCUUCAUUGGCCCGUUACCAUUUACAAUGGUAAAAAAGCCGCAUACAUCACUCACGGUUCUACUCUAGGUGGACGCAACACCGCUCCAGGUAUUAUAUAUCUCGUUGGAGGUAGUAUUUGUUUCAUCCUUGCGCUGAUUUCGUUGGCAUCUCAUCUGUUCUGGGGCCGCUCCACGGCUGAUACUCACUUAUUAUCAUGGAACAAAUGA